AUGACUUCAGUGAACCUUACGGAGCUGUUCAGUCGUUGUUUUGAGCUCAAGAAUGGAACUGAACUUAUUCUGCACCAGUCGGCGGUUGGGGAUGUUGGUUGUGUAGUUUGGGACGCAGCAAUAGUCUUGUGCAGCUACUUUGUGAAAUGUGCCGGUUUGAAACAAGGACAGUUAUACGUUGACAGUUUAGAUUUCCAAGGAAAAAGUAUGUUAGACCUCGGCUCAGGGACUGGGGCUGUUGGUUUGGUCACAGCAUGUCUCGGAGCAAGAGCAAUAGUCACAGAUUUGCCAGAUUUUGUACCAUUGAUGCAAUACAACAUAACAGAAAAUAAGGGCAAAUUCACAGGCUCCUGUUCUGCAGAGCCACUUAGAUGGGGUGACAGAGAGCAGAUGAGCUUUCUGAAACAGUCCGAUUUUCCACAUGGUGCUGAUUUUAUUGUACUGGCAGAUUGUGUUUACUAUGAAGAGUCACUGGAGUCCUUGGUUGAGACCAUUCUAUAUUUCUCAUCGGAAAGAACUCAUGUCUAUUGCAGCUUUGAGGAAAGAGAUAUGGGCAACAAACCUGAGCUGCAGCAGAAGUUUUUUCAAAUGAUGAGAACACAGUUUGACAUUACCAAAGUUCCUCUCUCAGCCCAGGAUCCAGAUUAUAGUAGUGCAGAUAUACAUGUGCUCCAUUGUGUCCUUAAAACUAGUCUAUGUCAUGUAGUUUUCCUGAAUCGAAUAGGUAAUUGUUAUUAUAAAUGA
Molecule: messenger RNA, 744 nt
Organism: Candidula unifasciata
Lineage: Eukaryota; Metazoa; Mollusca; Gastropoda; Stylommatophora; Geomitridae
Source: the annotation of a GenBank genome assembly